This is a messenger RNA of Carassius auratus (goldfish), 2368 nucleotides long. RefSeq names its product protein TESPA1-like. The transcript is spliced from 11 exons. The record is from RefSeq and is a predicted model, not a curated record. NCBI's taxonomy places the organism in Eukaryota, Metazoa, Chordata, Actinopteri, Cypriniformes, Cyprinidae. Gene Ontology annotation, molecular function: signaling receptor binding. The coding region runs from base 244 to 1998 and encodes 584 amino acids.
CACAGGAACCCAUCAUCCUCCUACCGCUUCCGUCAGUUAUUGCGCGUCAUAUAGCACGAAAGUUCGCGUCGGCGGGCGGCUCAACAAUCGAUCAUGGUUCCUAAUCUCCCGUGUAUUAUUCCUUACGUGAUGGACAUAAUUUAAGAUAUAAGUGUGAGCGGGAUGCAGGACACCAGAGGGGCUAAUUAUGCCGUUGUCAUGAAAGUGGACUGAUCGAGGCACUUUUUUAAGGUGGCCAGAGAGAUGGAGAGUCCUUCUAAGAUUGAGAGGCGCCAUGCGUGGGCAAGCAGCCGCCGCAAGAUUACUGUAAGAGAUGCAGAACACCACAGCCCAAGAGCAAAACAUCAGCCUCAUCUCUCUCUCCAAGAUGACGUCUUUGCGGAUGGAUGCUCUGCUGGAAAGAUUGAAACCUGGCUUCAAGGUUGUGGGAAUGAAGCCACUCCUGCCAAAAGCAGGCACCUAACAAUAGGCUCUUUGAAGACAGGUCCCAGCUUUGAUGAUGAUCUGAGUUUGGGUGCAGAAGCUACUGCAUUAUAUGCUGCAUCAGGUGCACCACGGUUUAGCACACCUCAACAGAAGCUCAAUCUGCCAUUGUUCAGCAUGGGCCAGAGCGUUGCAUCCAGUGCUUUCUCAACCAACACCAAUAGGACUGUUUCCAGUGUGUCUGAGAUCCUCCAAAUGCGUGCUGAAGAUGCAGAAGAGACCCUUUUCCAAUUGGGUUUCGGAUGCGAGGAACCGCAGGUCACUGCCCGAAUCCCAGUCCGCUUUUUCAACUUCCCGUCCCACCUAAGAGGCAUCAACUUCCGCCUCUUCCUUGAAUCCCAGCUCUCCAGGAUACGCCAGGAAGACCCCUGUCUUUCAUUAGCAAGUCGUUUCCGACAAGUAGAGGCAUUGACGGCAAUGGCCAAUGCCUUCUAUUCGCUGUACUCCCAUGUUUCCCGAACGCCACUUCAGAAGCUUGCACCACCCCAGUUAACCUUCACCACCCCAUUUGUGGAGAGGACCAUGUCUCGAACCAGUGUCCGCAGUGAACCACGCUCCCCUGUUGAAAGACUAAAAGACACUAUCUCCAAGAUGUGCUUGUAUACAGGAUCACGUGGCUCAGACUCCUCGUCUCCAAGCAAUUCACCUCGCAAGCGCAAAUGCAGCUUGUCUGACGUAGUUGAGAAAAGUGCAGAAAAUGACAAUGAAGAGUUAUGUCUUCAAAUGGGAGUAGAUGAUUUGGAACAAGACUUGGAUUGGUUUAUAGAGAGCAAGAAAGAACUCAAGGAGGAGACAUAUGGGGAAAACACUGAAAGGACUGAUUCCUUCGACCAUAUACCUUGUCAGUCAUUAUAUGAGAUGACAAAUGAAAACCGACACAACUUAGGCAAUGCAUUAGCAGAGUGUACACCUUGCCUAGAUCCAAAACCGGAGAUGGACGUGAAGUCCAAAGGUUGUACCCUGCAUUCUGUUCUCUUGAAUAGCUCCAGUGUUACCAUGGGACCUGUUCCUAUCAUUGCCCAUGAUAUCAUAUGCCCUCAGGUUGUUGAAUAUGUGAAUCAGGCACCUUAUCGCUGCCUUCACACAAAUAGUAUGGAUAUCAAAAACUCGCCAUUUGCACACCAGACUACAUAUAAACCUUCUGUAAGACAAUCAAAUGCAAUUAAUUUACCAGAGUCAGAGUUAUGUCAGAUCACAAUCACUGGAUGGGAAGAAGACACUACCCUUUCUAACAGAGACAGACAGGAGCAGAGUUCAUCCAACAUCAAGAGGUUCCUAAGUCCAGCUAAACCACUAAAUCAAAGCAAACAAGGCAACUCCUUUGAGCUGGAAGAGGUUCACAGUGCAGAGGAAGAGGAAGCCACUUCAUCAGAAUUCUGCUCCACAGUCACGUUAGCGGUUUCGACGCAUCAACACAAAUCGUCGCCCCUGCGAGGGGACAGUUUUCAGUCGGAUAGCAGUGGAUAUGCUGAAGAGGAUGUGCACCAUUCCCUCUUAACUCCAGAGAAAACAUAACAUUAAAUCUCAGGCUAAUGAAGCACAAAGUGUGUCUACUACUAUCCUUGAAGUGAUCAUGAAAUGGUGUUUGCUAACCUAUCUUUCUAAGUGGACUUGUCCAUCAGGAAUGAACUUAUCUUUGGGAUAGCUUGCACGGAUAAGCCAUGCACAGUAAAGACCAGGAGCAUGUAUGAAUGUUGCUUGCAUGUUACUCUGUGAAAACCUACAGCCUAGAAUAAUGCAUAUAAUCUGGUUUUGAAAUCGUUGUAUUUGUUUUAAGCUUCUAAAUUUGUGCACUUUUUGGUUUUCUUGUUCAGAUGGAUGACCUGCUGUACACAUUGUCUUUAUUUGUAAUUCCACAAUGGUAAUAAAUAAUUUAUUUGAACUA